CACGGGUAGGUACUCGGUAGAGGUACUCACAAAGUGAUAACUACAAUUCAAAGUUCAACUUAUUAUGUAUCAAAACUCAAUUCAUUUUCAACUUGUUAUGUUUUUCGUGCGUAUAUGUGCGGUCGACUAUAGUGAAAUUUUUUGAGCAAUGAGAAACCGAAUUUUCAGAUCGAUUUGUACCGAAGCAGUGGAUCAUGUUAGACCAUUCGAAUCGAUACCUCGCCCAGUGCAGUUGCCGUUUAUCGGUAACUGGCACCUGUAUAAAUUGGGUGUAUAUAAUCCGCGAAAAUACCACCAAGUUUUAAUCGACUUGUAUAAAAAAUACGGACCGGUUGUUUACGAAAAAGUCGGCUUAGAUGAACCCAUUAUUCAUGUCUUUGAACCCGAAGACGUGCAGACAGUUUAUAGAAACGAGGAUAAAGUGCCGCAGAUAUUCCCGUUGAGUAAAUUUGCGAGAGAUUACAGGCAACGAGAAGAUUUUUCUUUGGGAUUAGGAAAUACAAAUGGCGAUGAAUGGUACAGACUGAAAAAUGGCAUGCGUCAUUUGAUGUUGAAAACUAACAGCGUUCAGAGAUUUCUCAAGGAGACAGAAAAAGUAACAGAUGAUUUGGUAGAAGUUAUAAAAAGAGAUGGAGCUGAUAAUGAGGGAAGAAUCGUGGAUUUACGACAAUUAAUUGGAAGAUGGUCUCAAGAAGUUGCUGGUCAAAUUUGUUUUGAUAAACGUUUGGGUUACUUGUGUGGCAACAAUGAAGAUCUGGGUAGGAAAAUUGUCAAAGCCAACGAGAUUGUUUUUAGUUUAGGAGCUUUAUUGAAGUUUUCUUUACCAUUUUAUAAUUUCAUAAAAACUCCCAAGUAUACAAAAAUAGUGGAAAGUGAACAUAUUCUUCAUAAAACUGUGGUGCAAUAUGUGGACGAGGCAUUUUCAAAAAUUGAUCAACUCCUGGAAACUGAUUCGAUCAAAGACGAUCAGUACACAUUUUUAAUAACCUUGCUGCAAAAAGAUGAACUUAGUCGUAAAGACGUCGUCACCCUAACAAUUUCCUUAUUUGUCGAUGGUUUAUCCACAACAGUUCCAGUUUUAAUGAAUAAUUUAUACAGUUUGGCGACGAAUCCGCAAGUUCAGGAAAAAGCUUAUGAAGAAAUUUGCAAAGUUACAGGUGACAAUGAUCAAAAUUUGGAUGCUGGAGUUUUGAAUCAACUCACGUAUUUGAAAGCUAUCAUUAAAGAAACUUUCAGAAUGUAUCCAAAUGGAACCGAAGUGGCUCGAAUCAAUAAAAAACCUCUUAUUUUGUCAAAUUAUUACAUUCCUGCGGAGAGUAACCUAAGCAUGAAUUUGCUGGUUCAUUAUAAAUCUCCUAAAUAUUUUUCCGAUCCGGAAGUAUUCAAACCAGAACGAUGGCUCAAAGGCUCAGAAGACUCACAUGUUCAUCCAUAUCUAUUAAAACCUUUUGGAGUGGGUGCCAGAACUUGCGCGGGAAGAAAAUUCGCAGAACAAGAUUUGCAAGUUUCGUUAUUCAAAAUAUUGAAAAAUUUCAAGCUCGUUUAUCCGCCUAAUGCACCUGGGAUCGGUUUUGUUUUCGAUACGUUACUUUUUCCUGAUAAAGAUUUACCUAUUCGGUUUCUUCCUCGAUGAGUCAUUCAUUAAAGAGGCGCCUAUAGGUACCAUACUUUUUCAUCACAUUUCUAUUUUUAUAGGAUCACACUUUUUUUGUAAAAUAAGUACACAAAUUUCGUAAAAAGCAGCUCUAUAAGUAAGCCUACUAGUUUAUUGUAAGCGUUAGGACCGUUUAAAUUAUUUUUAAUACCUAUAUAUUGUCCGUUUAGUUACUUAAUCGAUGUUACUUAGGUACCCAUGAAUAAAAUUAGAGAAACAAGACUGACAACUGAGCUCUGAAUAUUAAUUUUAAUCUCAUAUUGUUUGGUCGAAAUUGAAACAAAAAAACUGUAGGUAGUCCUAUCAAAAAAAUUUAAAAAUUUCAAUUAAUAAAAAUUCAAUUAUCUUACGAACUUAUUUUCACAUUUCACUUUCAGAAUAGGUAAUUUUUUUUGUGACAAUCGAGAUUUUAUGAAAAAAAUAAAAAAAAAACAUUUCAAAAAACAGAAGAAAAAAAUUAAGAAAACAUUUCAAAAAGCCACUAUGCAAAAUUUUACAUAGAAACCGAAUUGUACUGGAACAAUGGUAUUAGUUUUGAGACAUUUUAAGGUUUCCGCCGGAUUCUUUUGGAACGUCUGAGUAGUUUUCAAAAAAUUGAAAUUGAGCACGUACAAAUUCUAAAGUUAAAAUCAUUUCAAUGGCUUUUGGGUCAAUUUUUCAAAAUCUUUUUGGCCCAUUCAUCAUGUAUAAGUAGGUAAUUAUUUUUUUAGAAUUAAUCCUAUGUGGUCAUUCCAUGCCAGAUCGGCGGAUUUUUGCACGAGGGGUCUUCGAUUUUUUUCAAAAUCAGAUCAUUUGUAGAGGUCAUCAAACGAUGACGAAUGACGCAAACCGGACAUUUUUUCGAUUUUUUCUGACGGAGCUGUGGCGCUCCAAAGUUCUCCAAAAUGGCCGAAAAUGGAAAAUUUCAGUUGCAAAUUGCUCCGGUUGUACGUAGUAUAGAAUUCUGAACUUUUUUUCAAAUUGUAGUACUUUGAGAGGGCAAUCGACGAGUGAUGUCAAAAUCAGUGUUGCCACUUUCAAAAACCUAAAAAAAUCGAUUUUAAAAAUUAAAAUUUCAAUAUAACCAUGACGUUCGCCAGUAAAAAUUCUGAAAAAAUUCUCAGUUUUAGUCCUUUUUAUGUAGAAUAACAUAUCAAAAAAUUGGACUGGCAUCUUCUUUCAUUUUCGAGAAAAAAAAAUUACAAGUUUUACAAUUGCUGCAAAAGUACCAUCAGAAACCUAAAAAAUGAAAAUUUUUGCAUUUUCGAAAUAUUUUACCAAUGUGUAGACGAAUAUGUGAAAAAAAUCCCCCUACCCCCAUUUUUCAACGAAUUGACAUUUUUCGUGCUACAAAUUUUUAUUUCAAGAGUGAAAUAUAUGCAUUUUUCGUCAAUUUGUCGACAGAUUGGGGGGAGGGGGAUUUUUUUCACAUUAUCGUCUACACAUUGGUAAAAUAUUUCGAAAAUGCAAAAAUUUUCAUUUUUUAGGUUUCUGAUGGUAUUUUUGCAGCAAUUGUAAAACUUGUAAUUUUUUUUUCUCGAAAAUGAAAAAAGAUGCCAGUCCAAUUUUUUGAUAUGUUAUUCUACAUAAAAAAGACUAAAACUGAGAAUUUUUUCAGAAUUUUUACUGGCGGACAUCAUGGUUAUAUUUAAAUUAUAAGUUUUAAAAUCGAUUUUUUUAGUCGUCGUCGUCGUUUCCUUAUAAGCGGUAGGCCUUAUGGCCUGUCUGCUGUGGUGUGGAACCUGUUGAGGAUGAGCCUGAGGUAUCAGUGAGUUUCCUCCUUGGUCUCCCUCUGCUUCUUUUCCCCGUUGGUGUAUAUUGGAGGACCUGUUUUGGUGAUCUUGUUUCCUCCAUCCUUUUGACAUGAUUUCUCCAAUCUUUCCUAUUCUUUUUUAUCUUUUUCAUGACUGGCAUCACUCCGAGAUCUGCUGUUAUUUUCUCAGAUGGGACUCUGUCUCUGAGAGUCACCCCUGCCGUUCUCCUCAUGAACUUCAUCUCAGCUGCCGUUAUUCUUCUUUUAUCAGAUUUCUUCAGUGCCCAAACCUCGCUUCCAUAAGUCAUCAUUGGUAUUGCUAGGGUAUUGUACACCUUCAAUCUUGUUUCUUUUCGCACCUUACUGCUUCUCAGGGUCCUAUUUAUCAGUCCUGUGACUGGCAACACUGAUUUUGACAUCACUCGUCGAUUGCCCUCUCAAAGUACUACAAUUUGAAAAAAAGUUCAAAAUUCUAUACUACGUACGUACAACCGGAGCAAUUUGCAACUGAAAUUUUCCAUUUUCGGCCAUUUUGGAGAACUUUGGAGCGCCACAGCUCCGUCAGAAAAAAUCGAAAAAAUGUCCGGUUUGCGUCAUUCGUCAUCGUUUGAUGACCUCUACAAAUGAUCUGAUUUUGAAAAAAAUCGAAGACCCCUCGUGCAAAAAUCCGCCGAUUUGGCAUGGAAUGACCUAUGAUCUUUUUUUAAAAAAAUUAUAUAGAAAAUUAGUCUGCUGUGCAUGAGCAGAAGUAAAAUCUCUUCAUUAGACGUUAUUACUUCUGACAUUAUUGCUACAUUUUACUCAAAUUUUGAUCUACCUACCAGCAUUAAACGUAAAUUCAAGCAAUUAUUGCCAAGUUUACCCCAAUUUCAUUAUAAAACGUUAUCAAUUUAAGAUAAUUUGUGUCCACGUCCAUUUUGCACUUUUUCAGUUUUUAUGAUAUUUUAUACGAUUUAUUCCAAUAAAUUAUUCCAUUUUGAUAA
Messenger RNA from Planococcus citri (citrus mealybug), 4369 nucleotides. RefSeq names its product probable cytochrome P450 CYP44. Gene Ontology annotation, molecular function: monooxygenase activity; oxidoreductase activity, acting on paired donors, with incorporation or reduction of molecular oxygen; heme binding. NCBI's taxonomy places the organism in Eukaryota, Metazoa, Arthropoda, Insecta, Hemiptera, Pseudococcidae. The transcript has 9 exons. The record is from RefSeq and is a predicted model, not a curated record. The coding region runs from base 149 to 1633 and encodes 494 amino acids.